GAGCACGGUUCAAAAGAUUCAAUCGGAAUGGACUAUAUUUUAAUAAUUUUGGUUAUAAUGCUGGCCUCGGCGUGUUCCCUUCAAGUCGGUUCAAAAACAAAGACCACCAAAGCACCUUUAAAAGAGGUUUUACCCACUAAUGCAACUCAAAUUGCCAAUGUGACAAUUGCCCCAGCUCCGGAAAAACUGGCGGAAGUGCACAUCGAUCAGCACAAAACAAUCCGGAUUAGUAAGGGUGAUUUGGAUGAUCUACUGGACGUCUAUAUGGGGAGAAUAGCUGAAAGUGCCGCCACUAUAAAGGAUAAGGAAAACGAGAUUAACAAACUGCAGACCAAGGACCAAACUGACGACGAACUGCUGAAGAAAUUUGAAAACCUCACACAGGUGUGCAAUGCUCAGAAUUCUUCAUUUGCGACUACUAUCAAAGAUAAAGACGAAAAGAUCAAGGAACUGGAGCAGAAAGUCAAGAUCUACGAAACGCGAAUGAAGCGGAAACAGCAUGUUCUGACGGAGCUGAGAAAGCAGAAUACUUCUAGCGCCCUACUGAUUGCUCAUCUCAAAGGAAAGGUUGUGUAUUUCGAGGGGAAAUUCCGGGAGAAGAAGGACGAUCUGCUGGCGGAUUGGGAGGCGGCCACCACGACCUGCGUGCCCUACGGUACUUACCCCGGAAUCCACUUGAUCCACCUGCCAGGAUUCCUGCCCUUUUUGGCAGCCUGUGAGGGUCAAACUGCCGCCGGACCCGGCUGGAUGUCCAUUCAGAGACGGCUGGACGGAUCCGUAAACUUCUACCGCAACUGGGAUGCCUACAGCAAGGGUUUUGGUAAACUUAAUGGCGAGUUCUUUAUCGGAUUGGAGAAACUGCACCGCCUGACCAUUUCCCAGCCGCACGAGCUUUACAUCAGCAUCAGGAGAUUCGGCGGCGAGACGAGCUAUGCCCACUACGACGACUUCCUUAUCGGCAGUGCGGAGGAAGGCUACGAGCUGAAGCUACUGGGUCACUAUCAGGGAAACGCGAGCGAUGCGUUGCGCACCCACGACAAGAUGAAGUUCUCGACCUUCGACCGGGACAACGAUGCAUUCACGCACAUGAACUGUGCGGAGCACCAUCAAGGAGCCUGGUGGUACGACUUCUGUUCCCGAAGCAAUUUGAAUGGAAAAUACUUCAAGGGCGAGGUUGAUAACCCGCAGAGCGUAUACUGGGAGCCCUGGUACAGCUUUCGAUCCCUGAAGUCCGUGCAGAUGCUCAUCCGCCCCAAGAGCCAAAGGGAGCUAAAGGACCUGCCCAAGGCAAAGCGAACGCCGCGGGAUCCAAGAUAAUUGCUAAUUAUUUGCUACAACCGAGUGCCC
Messenger RNA from Drosophila subpulchrella, 1347 nucleotides. Its product is annotated as fibrinogen-like protein 1. The record is from RefSeq and is a predicted model, not a curated record. The coding region runs from base 28 to 1317 and encodes 429 amino acids. The transcript is spliced from 2 exons. Lineage: Eukaryota; Metazoa; Arthropoda; Insecta; Diptera; Drosophilidae.